AGUUUCUUUAAAUUAGUCGUCUUUGCUUGUUGCGUCGUCAUAUUAGUGAUUUGUAGCCAGCUGUUUUUACCGGUUAAACUCCUAGUCUUGAUUGAUUGUCAGCUGUGCAAUAUUGGUAGUAAUUAGUAUCGCGUAAAUCUUUGAUCGGUAACUUUGUUUCAUCCCCGUUUUAUCUGCGCAGCUGUUUUGGUUCAAGGUAUUGUAAAUUGCUUGUAUUUGAUCCGUUUAGAGCCGCUUAUCGCUACAUUAUUUGAGUAAUUACGCGGCACUUCAAAUAGCGUUUCUGAGCGACGCUAGUUUAAAACUGCUGCUUUCUAGAACUUCUUCAGAAAGUGCAUUCUCCUCGGCGUGACUAGAGCUUCACUUCCGUCCCUCUGAGUAGCUAGUCUAAGUAUUGUUUUGCUUGUUAGUUGUGUCUUGUGGCCUUAAUUUGCCUUAGUUUCUUUAAAUUAGUCGUCUUUGCUUGUUGCGUCGUCAUAUUAGUGAUUUGUAGCCAGCUGUUUUUACCGGUUAAACUCCUAGUCUUGAUUGAUUGUCAGCUGUGCAAUAUUGGUAGUAAUUAGUAUCGCGUAAAUCUUUGAUCGGUAACUUUGUUUCAUCCCCGUUUUAUCUGCGCAGCUGUUUUGGUUCAAGGUAUUGUAAAUUGCUUGUAUUUGAUCCGUUUAGAGCCGCUUAUCGCUACAUUAUUUGAGUAAUUACGCGGCACUUCAAAUAGUGUUUCUGAGCGACGCUAGUUUAAAACUGCUGCUUUCUAGAACUUCUUCAGAAAGUGCAUUCUCCUCGGCGUGACUAGAGCUUCACUUCCGUCCCUCUGAGUAGCUAGUCUAAGUAUUGUUUUGCUUGUUAGUUGUGUCUUGUGGCCUUAAUUUGCCUUAGUUUCUUUAAAUUAGUCGUCUUUGCUUGUUGCGUCGUCAUAUUAGUGAUUUGUAGCCAGCUGUUUUUACCGGUUAAACUCCUAGUCUUGAUUGAUUGUCAGCUGUGCAAUAUUGGUAGUAAUUAGUAUCGCGUAAAUCUUUGAUCGGUAACUUUGUUUCAUCCCCGUUUUAUCUGCGCAGCUGUUUUGGUUCAAGGUAUUGUAAAUUGCUUGUAUUUGAUCCGUUUAGAGCCGCUUAUCGCUACAUUAUUUGAGUAAUUACGCGGCACUUCAAAUAGUGUUUCUGAGCGACGCUAGUUUAAAACUGCUGCUUUCUAGAACUUCUUCAGAAAGUGCAUUCUCCUCGGCGUGACUAGAGCUUCACUUCCGUCCCUCUGAGUAGCUAGUCUAAGUAUUGUUUUGCUUGUUAGUUGUGUCUUGUGGCCUUAAUUUGCCUUAGUUUCUUUAAAUUAGUCGUCUUUGCUUGUUGCGUCGUCAUAUUAGUGAUUUGUAGCCAGCUGUUUUUACCGGUUAAACUCCUAGUCUUGAUUGAUUGUCAGCUGUGCAAUAUUGGUAGUAAUUAGUAUCGCGUAAAUCUUUGAUCGGUAACUUUGUUUCAUCCCCGUUUUAUCUGCGCAGCUGUUUUGGUUCAAGGUAUUGUAAAUUGCUUGUAUUUGAUCCGUUUAGAGCCGCUUAUCGCUACAUUAUUUGAGUAAUUACGCGGCACUUCAAAUAGUGUUUCUGAGCGACGCUAGUUUAAAACUGCUGCUUUCUAGAACUUCUUCAGAAAGUGCAUUCUCCUCGGCGUGACUAGAGCUUCACUUCCGUCCCUCUGAGUAGCUAGUCUAAGUAUUGUUUUGCUUGUUAGUUGUGUCUUGUGGCCUUAAUUUGCCUUAGUUUCUUUAAAUUAGUCGUCUUUGCUUGUUGCGUCGUCAUAUUAGUGAUUUGUAGCCAGCUGUUUUUACCGGUUAAACUCCUAGUCUUGAUUGAUUGUCAGCUGUGCAAUAUUGGUAGUAAUUAGUAUCGCGUAAAUCUUUGAUCGGUAACUUUGUUUCAUCCCCGUUUUAUCUGCGCAGCUGUUUUGGUUCAAGGUAUUGUAAAUUGCUUGUAUUUGAUCCGUUUAGAGCCGCUUAUCGCUACAUUAUUUGAGUAAUUACGCGGCACUUCAAAUAGUGUUUCUGAGCGACGCUAGUUUAAAACUGCUGCUUUCUAGAACUUCUUCAGAAAGUGCAUUCUCCUCGGCGUGACUAGAGCUUCACUUCCGUCCCUCUGAGUAGCUAGUCUAAGUAUUGUUUUGCUUGUUAGUUGUGUCUUGUGGCCUUAAUUUGCCUUAGUUUCUUUAAAUUAGUCGUCUUUGCUUGUUGCGUCGUCAUAUUAGUGAUUUGUAGCCAGCUGUUUUUACCGGUUAAACUCCUAGUCUUGAUUGAUUGUCAGCUGUGCAAUAUUGGUAGUAAUUAGUAUCGCGUAAAUCUUUGAUCGGUAACUUUGUUUCAUCCCCGUUUUAUCUGCGCAGCUGUUUUGGUUCAAGGUAUUGUAAAUUGCUUGUAUUUGAUCCGUUUAGAGCCGCUUAUCGCUACAUUAUUUGAGUAAUUACGCGGCACUUCAAAUAGUGUUUCUGAGCGACGCUAGUUUAAAACUGCUGCUUUCUAGAACUUCUUCAGAAAGUGCAUUCUCCUCGGCGUGACUAGAGCUUCACUUCCGUCCCUCUGAGUAGCUAGUCUAAGUAUUGUUUUGCUUGUUAGUUGUGUCUUGUGGCCUUAAUUUGCCUUAGUUUCUUUAAAUUAGUCGUCUUUGCUUGUUGCGUCGUCAUAUUAGUGAUUUGUAGCCAGCUGUUUUUACCGGUUAAACUCCUAGUCUUGAUUGAUUGUCAGCUGUGCAAUAUUGGUAGUAAUUAGUAUCGCGUAAAUCUUUGAUCGGUAACUUUGUUUCAUCCCCGUUUUAUCUGCGCAGCUGUUUUGGUUCAAGGUAUUGUAAAUUGCUUGUAUUUGAUCCGUUUAGAGCCGCUUAUCGCUACAUUAUUUGAGUAAUUACGCGGCACUUCAAAUAGUGUUUCUGAGCGACGCUAGUUUAAAACUGCUGCUUUCUAGAACUUCUUCAGAAAGUGCAUUCUCCUCGGCGUGACUAGAGCUUCACUUCCGUCCCUCUGAGUAGCUAGUCUAAGUAUUGUUUUGCUUGUUAGUUGUGUCUUGUGGCCUUAAUUUGCCUUAGUUUCUUUAAAUUAGUCGUCUUUGCUUGUUGCGUCGUCAUAUUAGUGAUUUGUAGCCAGCUGUUUUUACCGGUUAAACUCCUAGUCUUGAUUGAUUGUCAGCUGUGCAAUAUUGGUAGUAAUUAGUAUCGCGUAAAUCUUUGAUCGGUAACUUUGUUUCAUCCCCGUUUUAUCUGCGCAGCUGUUUUGGUUCAAGGUAUUGUAAAUUGCUUGUAUUUGAUCCGUUUAGAGCCGCUUAUCGCUACAUUAUUUGAGUAAUUACGCGGCACUUCAAAUAGUGUUUCUGAGCGACGCUAGUUUAAAACUGCUGCUUUCUAGAACUUCUUCAGAAAGUGCAUUCUCCUCGGCGUGACUAGAGCUUCACUUCCGUCCCUCUGAGUAGCUAGUCUAAGUAUUGUUUUGCUUGUUAGUUGUGUCUUGUGGCCUUAAUUUGCCUUAGUUUCUUUAAAUUAGUCGUCUUUGCUUGUUGCGUCGUCAUAUUAGUGAUUUGUAGCCAGCUGUUUUUACCGGUUAAACUCCUAGUCUUGAUUGAUUGUCAGCUGUGCAAUAUUGGUAGUAAUUAGUAUCGCGUAAAUCUUUGAUCGGUAACUUUGUUUCAUCCCCGUUUUAUCUGCGCAGCUGUUUUGGUUCAAGGUAUUGUAAAUUGCUUGUAUUUGAUCCGUUUAGAGCCGCUUAUCGCUACAUUAUUUGAGUAAUUACGCGGCACUUCAAAUAGUGUUUCUGAGCGACGCUAGUUUAAAACUGCUGCUUUCUAGAACUUCUUCAGAAAGUGCAUUCUCCUCGGCGUGACUAGAGCUUCACUUCCGUCCCUCUGAGUAGCUAGUCUAAGUAUUGUUUUGCUUGUUAGUUGUGUCUUGUGGCCUUAAUUUGCCUUAGUUUCUUUAAAUUAGUCGUCUUUGCUUGUUGCGUCGUCAUAUUAGUGAUUUGUAGCCAGCUGUUUUUACCGGUUAAACUCCUAGUCUUGAUUGAUUGUCAGCUGUGCAAUAUUGGUAGUAAUUAGUAUCGCGUAAAUCUUUGAUCGGUAACUUUGUUUCAUCCCCGUUUUAUCUGCGCAGCUGUUUUGGUUCAAGGUAUUGUAAAUUGCUUGUAUUUGAUCCGUUUAGAGCCGCUUAUCGCUACAUUAUUUGAGUAAUUACGCGGCACUUCAAAUAGUGUUUCUGAGCGACGCUAGUUUAAAACUGCUGCUUUCUAGAACUUCUUCAGAAAGUGCAUUCUCCUCGGCGUGACUAGAGCUUCACUUCCGUCCCUCUGAGUAGCUAGUCUAAGUAUUGUUUUGCUUGUUAGUUGUGUCUUGUGGCCUUAAUUUGCCUUAGUUUCUUUAAAUUAGUCGUCUUUGCUUGUUGCGUCGUCAUAUUAGUGAUUUGUAGCCAGCUGUUUUUACCGGUUAAACUCCUAGUCUUGAUUGAUUGUCAGCUGUGCAAUAUUGGUAGUAAUUAGUAUCGCGUAAAUCUUUGAUCGGUAACUUUGUUUCAUCCCCGUUUUAUCUGCGCAGCUGUUUUGGUUCAAGGUAUUGUAAAUUGCUUGUAUUUGAUCCGUUUAGAGCCGCUUAUCGCUACAUUAUUUGAGUAAUUACGCGGCACUUCAAAUAGUGUUUCUGAGCGACGCUAGUUUAAAACUGCUGCUUUCUAGAACUUCUUCAGAAAGUGCAUUCUCCUCGGCGUGACUAGAGCUUCACUUCCGUCCCUCUGAGUAGCUAGUCUAAGUAUUGUUUUGCUUGUUAGUUGUGUCUUGUGGCCUUAAUUUGCCUUAGUUUCUUUAAAUUAGUCGUCUUUGCUUGUUGCGUCGUCAUAUUAGUGAUUUGUAGCCAGCUGUUUUUACCGGUUAAACUCCUAGUCUUGAUUGAUUGUCAGCUGUGCAAUAUUGGUAGUAAUUAGUAUCGCGUAAAUCUUUGAUCGGUAACUUUGUUUCAUCCCCGUUUUAUCUGCGCAGCUGUUUUGGUUCAAGGUAUUGUAAAUUGCUUGUAUUUGAUCCGUUUAGAGCCGCUUAUCGCUACAUUAUUUGAGUAAUUACGCGGCACUUCAAAUAGUGUUUCUGAGCGACGCUAGUUUAAAACUGCUGCUUUCUAGAACUUCUUCAGAAAGUGCAUUCUCCUCGGCGUGACUAGAGCUUCACUUCCGUCCCUCUGAGUAGCUAGUCUAAGUAUUGUUUUGCUUGUUAGUUGUGUCUUGUGGCCUUAAUUUGCCUUAGUUUCUUUAAAUUAGUCGUCUUUGCUUGUUGCGUCGUCAUAUUAGUGAUUUGUAGCCAGCUGUUUUUACCGGUUAAACUCCUAGUCUUGAUUGAUUGUCAGCUGUGCAAUAUUGGUAGUAAUUAGUAUCGCGUAAAUCUUUGAUCGGUAACUUUGUUUCAUCCCCGUUUUAUCUGCGCAGCUGUUUUGGUUCAAGGUAUUGUAAAUUGCUUGUAUUUGAUCCGUUUAGAGCCGCUUAUCGCUACAUUAUUUGAGUAAUUACGCGGCACUUCAAAUAGUGUUUCUGAGCGACGCUAGUUUAAAACUGCUGCUUUCUAGAACUUCUUCAGAAAGUGCAUUCUCCUCGGCGUGACUAGAGCUUCACUUCCGUCCCUCUGAGUAGCUAGUCUAAGUAUUGUUUUGCUUGUUAGUUGUGUCUUGUGGCCUUAAUUUGCCUUAGUUUCUUUAAAUUAGUCGUCUUUGCUUGUUGCGUCGUCAUAUUAGUGAUUUGUAGCCAGCUGUUUUUACCGGUUAAACUCCUAGUCUUGAUUGAUUGUCAGCUGUGCAAUAUUGGUAGUAAUUAGUAUCGCGUAAAUCUUUGAUCGGUAACUUUGUUUCAUCCCCGUUUUAUCUGCGCAGCUGUUUUGGUUCAAGGUAUUGUAAAUUGCUUGUAUUUGAUCCGUUUAGAGCCGCUUAUCGCUACAUUAUUUGAGUAAUUACGCGGCACUUCAAAUAGUGUUUCUGAGCGACGCUAGUUUAAAACUGCUGCUUUCUAGAACUUCUUCAGAAAGUGCAUUCUCCUCGGCGUGACUAGAGCUUCACUUCCGUCCCUCUGAGUAGCUAGUCUAAGUAUUGUUUUGCUUGUUAGUUGUGUCUUGUGGCCUUAAUUUGCCUUAGUUUCUUUAAAUUAGUCGUCUUUGCUUGUUGCGUCGUCAUAUUAGUGAUUUGUAGCCAGCUGUUUUUACCGGUUAAACUCCUAGUCUUGAUUGAUUGUCAGCUGUGCAAUAUUGGUAGUAAUUAGUAUCGCGUAAAUCUUUGAUCGGUAACUUUGUUUCAUCCCCGUUUUAUCUGCGCAGCUGUUUUGGUUCAAGGUAUUGUAAAUUGCUUGUAUUUGAUCCGUUUAGAGCCGCUUAUCGCUACAUUAUUUGAGUAAUUACGCGGCACUUCAAAUAGUGUUUCUGAGCGACGCUAGUUUAAAACUGCUGCUUUCUAGAACUUCUUCAGAAAGUGCAUUCUCCUCGGCGUGACUAGAGCUUCACUUCCGUCCCUCUGAGUAGCUAGUCUAAGUAUUGUUUUGCUUGUUAGUUGUGUCUUGUGGCCUUAAUUUGCCUUAGUUUCUUUAAAUUAGUCGUCUUUGCUUGUUGCGUCGUCAUAUUAGUGAUUUGUAGCCAGCUGUUUUUACCGGUUAAACUCCUAGUCUUGAUUGAUUGUCAGCUGUGCAAUAUUGGUAGUAAUUAGUAUCGCGUAAAUCUUUGAUCGGUAACUUUGUUUCAUCCCCGUUUUAUCUGCGCAGCUGUUUUGGUUCAAGGUAUUGUAAAUUGCUUGUAUUUGAUCCGUUUAGAGCCGCUUAUCGCUACAUUAUUUGAGUAAUUACGCGGCACUUCAAAUAGUGUUUCUGAGCGACGCUAGUUUAAAACUGCUGCUUUCUAGAACUUCUUCAGAAAGUGCAUUCUCCUCGGCGUGACUAGAGCUUCACUUCCGUCCCUCUGAGUAGCUAGUCUAAGUAUUGUUUUGCUUGUUAGUUGUGUCUUGUGGCCUUAAUUUGCCUUAGUUUCUUUAAAUUAGUCGUCUUUGCUUGUUGCGUCGUCAUAUUAGUGAUUUGUAGCCAGCUGUUUUUACCGGUUAAACUCCUAGUCUUGAUUGAUUGUCAGCUGUGCAAUAUUGGUAGUAAUUAGUAUCGCGUAAAUCUUUGAUCGGUAACUUUGUUUCAUCCCCGUUUUAUCUGCGCAGCUGUUUUGGUUCAAGGUAUUGUAAAUUGCUUGUAUUUGAUCCGUUUAGAGCCGCUUAUCGCUACAUUAUUUGAGUAAUUACGCGGCACUUCAAAUAGUGUUUCUGAGCGACGCUAGUUUAAAACUGCUGCUUUCUAGAACUUCUUCAGAAAGUGCAUUCUCCUCGGCGUGACUAGAGCUUCACUUCCGUCCCUCUGAGUAGCUAGUCUAAGUAUUGUUUUGCUUGUUAGUUGUGUCUUGUGGCCUUAAUUUGCCUUAGUUUCUUUAAAUUAGUCGUCUUUGCUUGUUGCGUCGUCAUAUUAGUGAUUUGUAGCCAGCUGUUUUUACCGGUUAAACUCCUAGUCUUGAUUGAUUGUCAGCUGUGCAAUAUUGGUAGUAAUUAGUAUCGCGUAAAUCUUUGAUCGGUAACUUUGUUUCAUCCCCGUUUUAUCUGCGCAGCUGUUUUGGUUCAAGGUAUUGUAAAUUGCUUGUAUUUGAUCCGUUUAGAGCCGCUUAUCGCUACAUUAUUUGAGUAAUUACGCGGCACUUCAAAUAGUGUUUCUGAGCGACGCUAGCUUAAAACUGCUGCUUUCUAGAACUUCUUCAGAAAGUGCAUUCUCCUCGGCGUGACUAGAGCUUCACUUCCGUCCCUCUGAGUAGCUAGUCUAAGUAUUGUUUUGCUUGUUAGUUGUGUCUUGUGGCCUUAAUUUGCCUUAGUUUCUUUAAAUUAGUCGUCUUUGCUUGUUGCGUCGUCAUAUUAGUGAUUUGUAGCCAGCUGUUUUUACCGGUUAAACUCCUAGUCUUGAUUGAUUGUCAGCUGUGCAAUAUUGGUAGUAAUUAGUAUCGCGUAAAUCUUUGAUCGGUAACUUUGUUUCAUCCCCGUUUUAUCUGCGCAGCUGUUUUGGUUCAAGGUAUUGUAAAUUGCUUGUAUUUGAUCCGUUUAGAGCCGCUUAUCGCUACAUUAUUUGAGUAAUUACGCGGCACUUCAAAUAGUGUUUCUGAGCGACGCUAGCUUUAAAACUGCUGCUUUCUAGAACUUCUUCAGAAAGUGCAUUCUCCUCGGCGUGACUAGAGCUUCACUUCCGUCCCUCUGAGUAGCUAGUCUAAGUAUUGUUUUGCUUGUUAGUUGUGUCUUGUGGCCUUAAUUUGCCUUAGUUUCUUUAAAUUAGUCGUCUUUGCUUGUUGCGUCGUCAUAUUAGUGAUUUGUAGCCAGCUGUUUUUACCGGUUAAACUCCUAGUCUUGAUUGAUUGUCAGCUGUGCAAUAUUGGUAGUAAUUAGUAUCGCGUAAAUCUUUGAUCGGUAACUUUGUUUCAUCCCCGUUUUAUCUGCGCAGCUGUUUUGGUUCAAGGUAUUGUAAAUUGCUUGUAUUUGAUCCGUUUAGAGCCGCUUAUCGCUACAUUAUUUGAGUAAUUACGCGGCACUUCAAAUAGUGUUUCUGAGCGACGCUAGCUUUAAAACUGCUGCUUUCUAGAACUUCUUCAGAAAGUGCAUUCUCCUCGGCGUGACUAGAGCUUCACUUCCGUCCCUCUGAGUAGCUAGUCUAAGUAUUGUUUUGCUUGUUAGUUGUGUCUUGUGGCCUUAAUUUGCCUUAGUUUCUUUAAAUUAGUCGUCUUUGCUUGUUGCGUCGUCAUAUUAGUGAUUUGUAGCCAGCUGUUUUUACCGGUUAAACUCCUAGUCUUGAUUGAUUGUCAGCUGUGCAAUAUUGGUAGUAAUUAGUAUCGCGUAAAUCUUUGAUCGGUAACUUUGUUUCAUCCCCGUUUUAUCUGCGCAGCUGUUUUGGUUCAAGGUAUUGUAAAUUGCUUGUAUUUGAUCCGUUUAGAGCCGCUUAUCGCUACAUUAUUUGAGUAAUUACGCGGCACUUCAAAUAGUGUUUCUGAGCGACGCUAGCGUCGCUCCUCCUCAGUUUUAUGCAAGCUCUUCCCAUCUCUGUCUGCUCUCUGCCCUACAGCACCCGGUUCCAAAGACGUGGCCCCCCUAAGCGACGGAACCCAGCUAACCUCUCCUACCCCCAGCUGUCUCCCUGCAAUAACUGCACAGUUGCUGGAGGACUUUGGAACUGCCAGUCUGCUUCAAAGAAGGCUGAUUUCAUCUCAGCCUAUGCCUCCCUGCUCUCCCUUGAUUUCCUUGCCCUCACUGAGACAUGGAUCACCCCAGAGAACACUGCAACCCCUGCUGCCCUCUCCUCUUUCUUUUCAUUCUCCCACACUCCCCGACCAUCAGGCCGUGGUGGUGGCACUGGUCUCCUAAUCUCUCCCUCCUGGAAAUACUCAGCCCUACCUCUCUCUGACCUACCCCGAUUCAGUUUUGAAUACCAUUCUGUUUCAAUCACCUGUCCAACUAAUCUAUACAUUGUUGUCAUUUAUCGCCCCCCAGGUCCACUGGGAAACUUCAUCGAUGAGCUGGAUAUCCUACUCAGCUCUUUCCCUGAGGACGGCACCCCACUGAUCCUGCUUGGAGAUUUCAACCUCCACCUGGAAACAUCCCAGUCUUCAGCUGUCCUACAUCUCCUCCACUCCUUUGACCUCUCCCUACAGUCAUCUCCCCCUACCCACAAGGCGGGCAACCUCCUCGACCUGGUUUUUCUGAGGAAUAGCCCUUGCACCGAUAUCACUGUAACCCCUCUGCACACCUCUGACCACCACUUCGUUUCCUUCUCCCUCCCCCUUGCUCCCUCUCACCCACCUUCUCCCCCCACACCCACUAUAUCUGUCCGCCGCAAUCUCUGCUCCCUCUCAACCUCCUCUCUUGCUUCAUCUGUCACUGCUGCCCUCCCUCCUCUCGAAUCCUUCACUACCCUCCCCACUGAUUCUGCAUCCACCUCCCUACUUUCCUCCCUUACAUCUGCUCUUGACUCCCUCUGCCCCACUGUCUCUAGGCCAACACGUCCAUCUCCUCCCCGCCCGUGGAUGUCCAAUGCCAUACGCACCUCCAGGGUUGGACUCCGUGCAGCAGAGAGGAAGUGGAGGACAUCCAGAGAUGCUUCAGACCUCUCUGCCUACCAAUCCCUCCUUGCAGCGUUCUCCUCCACGGUGACUGCUGCCAAGCCAGCCAUCUGCACGCCCUCAGUCCUCGCUCACUGCUGACGACUUUGCAACCUUCUUUGACGAGAAGAUUGCAGUCAUCCGCAACUCCUUCUGCACUCCACCUCACCCUAUGCUCCCCUCCCCUUGUCUCUCCACUCCUCUGCUUACGGUCACUGGCUCCCAACUCCCCACCCCUCAACCUGUACUCUCCCCCUCCCUCACCAUUUCCCCUUGUUUCUCCGACUUCUCUCCCCUCACCGAUUCUGAGGUUUCACAACUCCUACUUUCCCAUCGCCCCACAACCUGUGCCCUUGACCCCAUUCCCUCACCACUCCUCCAGGCAAUCUCACCCGAGAUUCUCCCAUUCAUCACCUCCCUGGUUAACUCCUCCCUGACAUCCGGCUGCUUCCCGUCAACCUUCAAGAAGGCCCUCAUCUCCCCCCUCCUGAAAAAGACCACACUAGACCCCUCCAUCAUUGGGAACUACAGACCGGUAUCUCUCCUUCCAUUUCUGUCAAAAACCAUUGAACGUGCUGCAUCAAAUCAACUCUCUGUGUUUCUUUCACAGAAUGAGCUCCUCGAUCCCCAUCAGUCUGGAUUCAGACCAGGCCACUCGACAGAGACCGCACUCCUCUCUGUCAACGAAGCUCUCCACGCAGCCCGAGCAGCCUCCCUCUCCUCCGUCUUAUUACUUCUGGACCUAUCGGCAGCCUUCGACACAGUCGACCACCCCACCCUCCUGUCCUCCCUAUCUGCAAUGGGGAUCUGUGGCACAGUCCUCAAUUGGAUUGAGUCUUACCUCUCAGAUCGCUCCUUCCAGGUAGCCUGGGCUGGUAAAGUAUCUGCGCCACACCCCCUCAUCACCGGAGUCCCACAGGGCUCGGUCCUUGGUCCUCUCCUCUUCUCUCUCUACACCCAGUCCCUUGGCCCUGUCAUCACAGCUCAUGGUAUGUCUUACCAUUGCUAUGCUGAUGACACACAACUGUUUCUCUCCUUCCCACCCUCUGACACACAGGUCUCAGCCCGCAUCACUGCCUGCCUGAGUGAUAUUCAGAGCUGGAUGGUCCGCCACCAUCUCAAGCUCAAUCCAGGUAAGACAGAGCUCAUUUAUAUUCCGGCUCUUAACUCCCCUCUCUCUGAUCUCUCUAUCUCCCUAGGUAAUACCAUCCUCACACCAUCACCCUCAACUAGAAACCUUGGCGUGGUGAUGGA
Messenger RNA from Anguilla anguilla (European eel), 11387 nucleotides. RefSeq lists its product as uncharacterized. NCBI's taxonomy places the organism in Eukaryota, Metazoa, Chordata, Actinopteri, Anguilliformes, Anguillidae. The coding region runs from base 9060 to 10235 and encodes 391 amino acids. The transcript is spliced from 2 exons. Gene Ontology annotation, molecular function: catalytic activity. The record is from RefSeq and is a predicted model, not a curated record.